AUUUCCUGUUGAUUGAUAUUACAUUUUCAGAUUCGACUUUUGUUAUCGCAUCACCGAAUAAUGAAAAAUGCCAAUACCUAUAAUAAACUUCUGCAUCCAAACACCCCAUGUCAGAAGUUAUGUCUACAGGAUAAUAUGACUGCCCUUCCUUUGUUGGAUUAAAGAAAAUUGCAUAGGACAAUAUAGAACUUUCACAAUAGUCACCACGGCGGAUUUCCACGAUUCUCCAAACAUGGACAUCAUCCUCGAGGAAGACAUUGUAGAAGCCUUCGACAACAAUACGGCAGCGGAGCCUUUCGAGGACUAUCCCAUGUCUCCUUUAGAGGCUGUAUCCACAGCAGUCAUCCUGGCCAUCAUCAUUCUUGCCACAAUCAUUGGAAAUGUACUCGUCAUCAUCUCUGUCUUCACCUAUCGUCCCUUGCAGAAUGUUCAGAAUAUGUUCAUUGUUUCAUUAGCUGUAGCAGACAUCACCGUUGCUGUUCUAGUCAUGCCAUUGAAUGUUGCAUACACUUUAAUGUCUCAAUGGAAGUUUGGUUUGCCCAUAUGCAAGAUGUGGCUCACGUGUGAUGUCCUUUGUUGUACGGCCUCGAUACUUCAUCUGUCCGCCAUAGCACUGGACCGUUAUUGGGCAAUCCAUGAUCCUAUAAACUAUGCCAGUAAGAGAACACUGAAAAGAGUGCUUAUUAUGAUUGCAGCAGUUUGGGUGGUCAGCAUGAUCAUUUCUGCUCCACCCCUCAUAGGAUGGAAUGAUUGGCCUGAGGACUUCACGGAAGAUACGCCCUGUAUGCUCACGGAGGAAAGAGGUUAUGUCAUAUACUCAGCUAGCGGCUCUUUUUACAUACCACUGGUUAUCAUGACGGUGGUUUAUGUGAAAAUAUUCGAAGCAGCCAAAGACAGGUUGAGACACAAGGCGAAAGCUGCUGCAAAAUUGGCAGCAAUGAGGAAAAGUCCUGAUACCACAUCAACCAUUCCACUGAAGUCGAUGCAAUCAGAAAUCAGCACUAUCGCAGUCACUGAUGAAUCCACAUCGUCAUCAGCUAACAAGGGGUCUGACGAGAAAACGGACAUCAUCGCUGAGGACAAACAGGUGGCGACGACUGAGUUCACAAAUAAGAAUAAUCUCACAGUCGAAACACCGAAGCCCAAAGGCAGAACAUUGGUUCCAGAUGGUAACCCACGCCUGACUGCAACGGUGCGGCAUUACAUGAAAGAAAAGCAAAAGAUUUGUUUGCAAAAGGAAAGAAGAGCAGCAAGGGUACUCGGUAUCGUGAUGGGAGUUUUUGUCGUCUGCUGGUUACCAUUUUUCCUAAUGUAUGUCAUUUUGCCUUUCUGUGACAGUUGUUAUGUGUCGAAUAGAGUAGUGAAUAUGAUAACGUGGCUUGGAUAUUUCAACUCAGCACUCAAUCCUGUUAUUUACACAGCUUUUAAUACAGACUUUCGAAAGGCAUUCAUAUAUAUACUUUGCCGAAAACCCUAAAUUCGAACUUUGAACUAGUAUUUUUAUAGCAAUAAAUCUCAAUGUGUGUAUAAAGCAAUGUUAUUGUUAAUAAUUCAGAUGCUAGUUUUCUGAUUGCAAAACAAUGCAAGUGUUCAAGUAUUUGUGAUUU
Messenger RNA from Argiope bruennichi, 1607 nucleotides. RefSeq names its product probable G-protein coupled receptor No18. NCBI's taxonomy places the organism in Eukaryota, Metazoa, Arthropoda, Arachnida, Araneae, Araneidae. Gene Ontology annotation, biological process: adenylate cyclase-activating adrenergic receptor signaling pathway. Gene Ontology annotation, cellular component: membrane. Bases 233 to 1477 code for a protein of 414 amino acids. The record is from RefSeq and is a predicted model, not a curated record. Gene Ontology annotation, molecular function: octopamine receptor activity. The transcript is spliced from 2 exons.